AUGUAUAUUAAAAAAAAUCAUUCAAGGACUAAUCCCACUAACUAUGCAAAAAAGUUAGGUGAAAAGGCUAUCACUGGUUCAUCAACAUCGGUAGUGCAGUGCCAAGUACCACAGGAUGUUAUAACUGAGAAGCGAAAUAAAAGAAUUUCGAACGUAAAAUCUAGCCAUAAUCUCAUUUUGGAUAACGUCAGGGAACAGGCGAGUAACAUGAAGAUGAGGAUCCAAUUCGAAAAAGGGAUGGGAGGGACAAAACGAAGAAGGUCUGGUUAUCCUUCUUCAGGGUCUAAAAAGGGUCAUAUACAGUCUGAAUCGAAACUGAGAGUGAAGGACGACGCUGCCACAUCAUCACAUAAUCAAUCUACUUCCAAGGAAAAACUGGGACAGAUACGAGAAGUAAAUGAAAUUAGAACGGAAUCUAGAAAUCGACUACAGAAAGUGAAUGACCAAGCUAUUACAGUGGAGAAUGAUAAUUCGGGUUGCACGGCAAAAUCAAGACACAGACGAAAGUUUGAAGCAGGGAAAACAGGAUCUACGGAACCAAAUUCAAAAGUGAGGGACCAAUUUAUCACCUUGGCUAACGAUUCGAAUUUCAAGAAAGUAUCAGGACAGAAGAGGAAAUUUGAGGAAGAUAAAUCGGGAUUCACAGAACUGAAUAUGGAUGUGAAGAACAGAACUGUCAGAUUGGCAAAUCGUGAUUCAAGUUUUAUGCAAAAACCGAGACAGGAAGCAAAAAUUGAAGGUAAAUUGAGGUCUACAGAGUCGAAGCUAGCUGGGAAGAAGGAAGUAACCACUAAUUAUGGUUCUACGUCAAGGCUAAUGGAAAAAGUUGAGGAAGGUGCGACAGGAUCCAACACAUACGUGGUGGAGGUGAAGAAAUCAUCGAUUCGCAAAGACACUGCAACCCUUCAUAACAUACCUAGUAGAACUCAGUCUAAGUCCAAACCUUCUGCCUGGGCCAAGAGUAAGCAGUCUGACAACUUAUCAACAAUGUGCAAUUUGGCAGAAAAUGUGAUGGUAUUGCCGGAGUCGUCAAAACCCCACGAUGUAUUGGAGGACGUCACAAUUUUGAGUACCACAGCGUACGUCACAAAAAAACGAAUUUCGAAAGUGACAUCUGAUAACAGUUUCAUCAUAGAUAACAACAAGAAACAGGUCCUCGGCAAGAAAAUCAGAAUUUCAUCUCAAGCAAAUUGUGAGGGUGAUGGAGAACCUCAUACAAGGCAUUGUACAGUCGAGGAUUUGUUUGGAGAUAUGUCGGACGAGGAAGAGGAAUUGUCCGAGGAUAUUUCGCAAAUAUGUUCAGAUAUUGGCGUGACAGUAGACACAGAAGUUUCCAAUGAAUCGGAAUCAAACAAUUUCCUCGAUAGUACAGCGAAUCCUUCAUCGUCAGAUUCUAGAGGAGUAUGUGUGAACGUCAAAAUACCAGACGAAAAGGAAUUGUCAGAGGAUCUUUUGCAAAUAUGUUCAGAAAUUGGCGUGACAGUUGACACAGAUGUUUCCAAUGGAUUGGAAUCAAACAAUUUCCUUGAUAUAACCUCGAAUACUCCAUCGGCAGAUUCUAGAGGAGUAUGUAUGGACGUCAAAAUACCAGAGGCUUCUAUACCCAUCUUAUCAAAAAGACAGGCUAUUUUCAGAAACAUAUUUGGUGAAGUUUCAGAUGAGGAUAAUGGUCCAGACGAAUUUACGAAACGUAGUGUUGGUGUGCGUGAAUCAAUAGUGUCCAAAGAUAUUUCUGUAGAGGUCAUCAACCCAGAAAAGGAAGCAAAAGUCGCUUCUUUACCCGUCACAUCAAGAAUGCAGGCUAUUUUUAAUAAGUUGUUUGGUGAAGAUUCAGAUGAGGGAAAUGGUCCAGAUGAAUUUGCGAAACGUUGUGUUGAUGUGAGUAAGUCAGUAGUGCCCAAAGAUGUUUCUGUAGACGUCACCGAGCCAAAAAUGAUACCAAAGACUUCUCUUCCCAAAGCGACCUUGAGCUCAAUUUUUACUCAGGAGACAGCGAGUGAUAAUUUGCACAAUAACGAGUUGAACUUGCCGGAAGCAUCUGAAGUUAAAACGAAAAAGAAAUUCAAUGACUUGAUUUUACCGCGAAAAAGAUCUUUCCCCCUUAGAAUAACGGCAGUAACACAAUCCAGUCAAGAUGUAUUUAAACGAAAUCAUUCCAGGACUAAUCCCACUAACUAUGCAAAAAAGUUAGAUGAAAAGGCUAUCACUGCUUCAUCAACAUCGGUAGUGCUGUGCCAAGCACCACAGGAUGUUAUAACUGAGAAUCGAAGUAAAAGAAUUUCGAACGUAAAAUCUACCCAUAAUCUCAUUUUGGAUAAUGUCAGGGAACAGGCGAGUAACAUGAAGCUGAGGAUCCAAGUCGAAAAAGAGAUGGGAGAGACAAAACGAAGAAGGUCUGGUUAUCCUUCUUCAGGGUCUAAAAAGGGUCAUAUACAGUCUGAAUCGAAACUGGGAGUGAAGGACGACGCUGCCACAUCAUCACAUAAUCAAUCUACUUCCAAGGAAAAACUGGGACAGAUACGAGAAGUAAAUGAAAUUAGAACGGAAUCUAGAAAUCGACUACAGAAAGUGAAUGACCAAGCUAUUACAGUGGAGAAUGAUAAUUCGGGUUGCACGGCAAAAUCAAGGCAUAGACGAAAGUAUAAAGCAGGGAAAACAGGAUCUACGGAACCAAAUUCAAAAGUGAGGGACCACCUUGUCACCUUGGCUAACGAUUCGAAUUUCAAGAAACCAUCAGGACAGAAGAGGAAAUUUGAGGAAGAUAAAUCGGGAUUCACGGAACAGAAUUUGGAUGUGAAGAACAGAACUAUUAGUUUGGCAAGUCAUGAUUCAAGUUCAAUGCAAAAACCGAGACAGGAAACAAGAAUUGAGGAAGGUAAAUUGAGAUCUACAGAGCCGAAGCUAGAUGAGAAGAAGAAACUUGCCAUCUUAGCAAAUCAUGGUUCGAAAUCAAGCCGAAUGAAAAAAGUUGAGGAAGGUGCGACAGGAUCCGAGAAAGCAUGUUCUAACUCUGAUGUGGUCGGGCAGUUACACAGAGGAAUAACCAAUGGCAGGGAGGUUGCGAUUCCCCAUCUGAAUUAUGUCAAUAUGGGUGCUGGAGAUGGCCAACCGAAGAAACGCACUAAAUUAGAACAAGUUACUCACGACAAUUCUGAAUAUCUCAGAGGAAUACCACAAUGGGCAGCAAGAUUGGUGGAUAUGGGAUUAUUGGAGCCGCUAACAGCCUCGUCCCCAGUAUUUUUGCCACCAAAAAAAAUAAGGAUGGGAAAUAGUUAA
This is a messenger RNA of Leptinotarsa decemlineata (Colorado potato beetle), 3276 nucleotides long. RefSeq lists its product as uncharacterized. The record is from RefSeq and is a predicted model, not a curated record. NCBI's taxonomy places the organism in Eukaryota, Metazoa, Arthropoda, Insecta, Coleoptera, Chrysomelidae.